AUGGGGAUGAUGGCAUUGGCAAGAAGUCUUACCCCUAGCACAAGAGCUAGGAAGUUAAUGUUCCCCCUUUUUAUAACCCAGCCAGAACUAUUUGAUUGGAAUAGUGUGGUUUCCCAGCAGUCAGCCACACUAAGACUGGAACAUGCCUUCAACAUCGCCAAAUGUCAGUUAGGCAUAGAAAAGCUUCUUGAUCCUGAAGAUGUUGCUACCACUUACCCAGAUAAGAAGUCCAUCUUAAUGUACAUCACAUCACUCUUUCAAGUUUUGCCUCAACAAGUGAGCAUCGAAGCCAUCCAGGAAGUGGAAAUGUUGCCCAGGCCAUCAAAAGUGACUAGAGAAGAACAUUUUCAAUUACAUCACCAGAUGCAUUAUUCUCAACAGAUCACAGUCAGUCUAGCACAGGGCUAUGAGCAAACUUCUUCAUCUCCUAAACCUCGAUUCAAGAGCUAUGCCUACACACAGGCUGCUUAUGUUGCCACCUCUGAUUCCACACGGAGCCCCUUUCCUUCACAGCAUUUGGAAGCUUCUCAAGAUAAGGCAUUUGGCAGUUCACUGAUGGAGACUGAAGUAAACCUGGAUAGUUACCAAACUGCUUUAGAAGAAGUGCUCUCGUGGCUUCUGUGUGCAGAGGACACACUGCAAGCCCAAGGAGAGAUUUCAAAUGAUGUUGAAAAAGUGAAAGAACAGUUCCAUGCUCAUGAGGGGUUCAUGAUGGAUUUAACAUCCCACCAAGGACGUGUCGGUAAUGUUCUACAGUUAGGAAGUCGAAUAGUUGGAAAAGGAAAAUUAUCUGAAGAUGAAGAAACUGAAGUACAAGAACAAAUGAAUCUCCUAAAUUCAAGAUGGGAGUGCCUCAGGGUAGCUAGCAUGGAAAAGCAAAGCAAUCUACACAAAGUUCUAAUGGAUCUCCAGAAUCAGAAAUUAAAAGAGCUAGACGACUGGCUAACAAAAACAGAAGAGAGAACAAAGAAAAUGGAAGGAGAGCCCUUGGGACCCGAUCUUGAAGACCUAAAAUGCCAAGUACAACAACAUAAGGUGCUUCAAGAAGAUCUAGAGCAGGAACAAGUCAGGGUCAACUCUUUAACUCACAUGGUGGUAGUGGUUGAUGAAUCCAGUGGCGAUCAUGCAACGGCGGCUUUGGAAGAACAACUGAAGGUAUUGGGAGAUCGAUGGGCAAAUAUCUGCAGGUGGACUGAAGAGCGCUGGGUUCUUUUACAAGAUAUUCUUCUAAAAUGGCAGCGUUUUACUGAAGAACAGUGCCGUUUUAGCACAUGGCUUUCAGAAAAAGAAGAUGCAAUGAAGAAGAUUGAAACAAGCGGCUUUAAAGAUCGAAAUGAAAUGGUAUCAAGUCUUCAAAAAAUAUCUAUGUUAAAAAUAGAUCUAGAAAAGAAAAGACAAACCAUGGAAAAACUCAGUUCACUCAACGAAGAUCUCCUUUCAGCACUGAGAAAUAAGUCAGUGACUCAAAAGAUGGAAAUCUGGAUGGAAAACUUUGCACAACGUUGGGAUAAUUUAGCACAAAAACUUGAAAAGAGUUCAACACAAAUUUCACAGGCUGUCACCACCACUCAGCCGUCACUAACACAGACAACUGUAAUGGAAACGGUAACUAUGGUGACCACCAGGGAACAAAUCCUGGUAAAACAUGCCCAAGAGGAACUUCCACCACCACCCCCUCAAAAGAAGAGGCAAAUUACUGUGGAUUCUGAAAUUAGAAAAAGGUGA
Messenger RNA from Peromyscus maniculatus bairdii (prairie deer mouse), 1725 nucleotides. NCBI's taxonomy places the organism in Eukaryota, Metazoa, Chordata, Mammalia, Rodentia, Cricetidae. The record is from RefSeq and is a predicted model, not a curated record.